Messenger RNA from Scleropages formosus (Asian bonytongue), 3221 nucleotides. It is a transcript of the gene mcm6, whose product is annotated as minichromosome maintenance complex component 6. NCBI's taxonomy places the organism in Eukaryota, Metazoa, Chordata, Actinopteri, Osteoglossiformes, Osteoglossidae. Gene Ontology annotation, biological process: DNA replication initiation; mitotic DNA replication; double-strand break repair via break-induced replication. The record is from RefSeq and is a predicted model, not a curated record. Bases 390 to 2864 code for a protein of 824 amino acids. Gene Ontology annotation, cellular component: nucleus; MCM complex. Gene Ontology annotation, molecular function: single-stranded 3'-5' DNA helicase activity; ATP binding; single-stranded DNA binding. The transcript is spliced from 17 exons.
AUUUAAUACAGUAUAAAUGUCUGACAAUAGUUCCAUAACUUGCGACAACUUGCCACACGCAGACCCGAAGCGUCCAUUUUUAAUAUAUUCCAGUUUAACCCUCCCUCUUAUUUGCGGAUUGGACAAAAUUUUGUAACCACACCCACUUAGAGAAAAUACCGCCAUCAGAUUGGUAGUUGCAGUUGGGAAAAGUCUUCGAAACGUUGUAACCAAACCUCUAGCGAAGAAAUUGAGCGAAAGGAUUGGUUGCUGGUGGCGCGAAAAUUAUCACGUGGUCUCAGGGUUUCGCGCGAAAAGUUAAGAGACCCGAGCGAAAAAAGGAGCUCCGCGUCCGGUGAAGUGUGUUAUUGUUUUAUUAUAAUAUUCUUUAUUUUUGACUCGCAAAACACAUGGAUCUCGCAGCAGCAGCAACAUCUGAUAAUCCAGGACAGAUUAUUAAAGAUGAGUUGGCGGAGAAGUGUCAGAAGUUAUUCCAGGAAUUUUUGGAGGAGUUCCACAACGACGACGGCGAGGUGAAGUAUUUGGCCGGAGCCGUGGAGCUCAUCCGGCCCGAGAGGAACACGCUGCUCGUGAGCUUCACCGACCUCGAGGGCUACAACCAGGAGCUGGCCACCACCGUGCAGGAGGAGUUCUACAGGGUGUACCCGUAUUUGUGCCGUGCCGUGCGCAACUUUGCCCACGAUCACGGAACCGUUCCUGUGAGCAAAGAGUUUUACUUGGCGAUCCAGGACGUGCCGUCAAGACACAGGAUCCGGGAGCUGACGACCCUGCGGAUCGGCACUCUGGUGCGCAUCAGCGGCCAGGUGGUGCGCACCCACCCGGUGCACCCCGAGCUGGUGAGUGGCACCUUCCUGUGCCUCGACUGCCAGUCAGUGGUCAAGGAUGUGGAGCAGCAGUUCAAGUACACGCAGCCGAACAUCUGCCGCAACCCCGUGUGCAAUAACCGGCGUCGCUUCCUGCUCGACACCAGCAAGUCCAAGUUUAUCGACUUCCAGAAGGUGCGCAUCCAGGAGACGCAGGCGGAGCUGCCCCGAGGAUCCAUCCCCCGCAGCGUGGAAGUCAUCCUGAGGGCCGAGGCGGUGGAAUCCGCCCAGGCGGGAGACAAAUGCGACUUUGUGGGGUCGCUGAUCGUCGUGCCCGACGUGGCACAGCUCUCCACCCCAGGCAUGCGCGCAGAGACCAGCUCCCGCAUGGCCGGCACCCAGGGCUACGAGAAUGAGGGGAUUCGUGGGCUCAAGGCCCUGGGAGUGCGAGACCUCUCCUACAAGCUGGCUUUCCUGGCCUGCCAUGUGGCCCCAACCAACCCCAGGUUCGGUGGGAAGGAGAUCCGUGACGAGGAGCAGACUGCUGAGAGCAUCAAGAACCAGAUGUCGGUGAAGGAGUGGGAGAAGGUGUUUGAGAUGAGUCAGGACAAGAACCUGUACCACAACCUGUGCAUGAGCCUCUUCCCGACAAUUCACGGUAAUGAUGAGGUCAAGAGGGGGAUCCUCCUCAUGUUGUUCGGUGGGGUCCCAAAGACCACCAUGGAGGGGACGUCACUCCGCGGGGACAUCAACGUGUGCAUCGUAGGAGACCCCAGCACUGCCAAGAGUCAGUUCCUCAAGCACGUCGAGGAGUUCAGUCCCCGCGCCGUCUACACGAGCGGGAAGGCGUCGAGCGCCGCCGGUCUCACCGCAGCAGUGGUCCGGGACGAGGAGUCCCAUGAGUUCGUGAUCGAAGCCGGUGCCCUCAUGUUGGCCGACAAUGGUGUCUGCUGCAUCGACGAGUUUGACAAGAUGGAGGUGAAGGACCAGGUGGCCAUUCAUGAAGCCAUGGAACAGCAGACCAUCUCCAUCACCAAAGCAGGGGUCAAGGCCACUCUUAACGCCCGCACCUCCAUCCUGGCUGCUGCCAACCCCAUCAGCGGUCGAUACGACCGUGCCAAGUCCCUGAAGCAGAACGUGAACCUGAGUGCACCCAUCAUGUCCAGAUUUGACCUCUUCUUCAUCCUGGUAGAUGAAUGCAAUGAGGUCACAGAUUAUGCCAUCGCCCGGCGUAUUGUCGACCUCCAUUCCAGGAUUCAGGAGUCCAUCGACAGACUGUACACUCUCGAAGAAAUCCGCAGAUACCUCCUCUUCGCGAGGCAGUUUAAGCCAAAGAUUUCAAAGGAGUCGGAGGACUUCAUCGUGGAGCAGUACAAGCGCCUGCGGCAGAGGGACAGCUCGGGCAUCAGCAAGUCAGCUUGGAGGAUCACGGUGCGCCAGCUGGAGAGCAUGAUCCGCCUGUCGGAGGCCAUGGCCAGGAUGCACUGCUGUGAUGAGGUCCAGCCGAAGCACGUGAAGGAAGCUUUUAGGUUGUUGAACAAGUCCAUCAUCCGCGUAGAAACCCCAGACAUCAAUCUGGAGCAGGAGGAUGAGCAGCAGCAGGAGGAUGAGGAGGAAGCUGGUGGUGUGAACGGUCACGAUGUGCCGAAUGGCAUGAAUGGACACGCCGACGGCAUGAACGGCGACGCAGAACCAGAGGAGCGCAGCGAGCUGUCCAGGCCUUCCCUCAGACUGUCCUUUGCCGAGUACCGCCGCAUCUCAAACUUGAUUGUCCUGCACCUGCGCAAAGCGGAGGGCGACGAUGAAGAAGAAGCUCUGAAGAAGAGUGAGGUGAUAAACUGGUACCUGAAGGAAAUUGAAUCGGAAAUAGAUUCCGAGGAGGAGCUCAUCGAGAAGAAGAUGAUCAUAGAAAAAGUUAUCCACAGGCUGGUGCACUAUGACCACAUCCUCAUCGAACUGUCCCAGGCUGGACUGAAGGACUCCUCCGAAGAGCCCCAGCCAGAGUUGCAAGCAGAAGAAGUCGUCCUGGUCGUGAACCCCAACUACACCCUGGAAGAUUAAUGGUCUCCACCGCUUACCAGAACGUUCCUCCUGCUGAACAAACAGCCAAGAAAAACUGUGUAAAGGUGUUUGAAACCACCUGAAGGUUUUAAUUUGGUUUUUUUCCAGUUGGGCUUUAGUUCACUUGGAUAUAGAGCAGUUUUAAGAGGAAAGUCAGAAAUUCUGUAAAUAUUGCUUUUCAUUUUUUCAGAGUGUUUUUAAUAUACUGGCCUAAAAGUACUUGUUCAAUUUUUAUUUUGCUGUUUUCUUUUUUUUUUCUGCAUCUUUAGUUUUGUCCUGCGUGUUGUUGUACCAUUCGUACGGUAUACAUAAACGAAUCAGGUUUGUGUAAUGUUUCGUGACAAAUGUUUGUAACAA